Amborella trichopoda is the source of this 1573-nucleotide messenger RNA. Its product is annotated as protochlorophyllide reductase. The record is from RefSeq and is a predicted model, not a curated record. Gene Ontology annotation, molecular function: protochlorophyllide reductase activity. NCBI's taxonomy places the organism in Eukaryota, Viridiplantae, Streptophyta, Magnoliopsida, Amborellales, Amborellaceae.
AUCUUCUCCCAUCCUUCCAACCGAAGGCAAGGGAAGGGAAGGGAAGCCAUCUUCCAACUCAACCAAGAAACAGCAACACUCACUCACUCACUCACUCACUACCGCCACCCCCAUGGCUCUCCAAGCACACCUCGGUUCCAUCACCGCUCCUACUCUCUCACUUCACAAGAAGGAGGCCAGAUGGAGUCCCUCCACAAAGGAGACCGUCUUCUUCGGAACUUCUGUCUCCGACUACCAGGCUGCCAUAUCCGACCUCAGUUCUCUUAUUAUCAUCAGCAACAAUAGAAGAGCGUUGAAGCGGGGUUGUGUGAGAGCUCAGACAACCAUGACAACAACUCCCGCCAUAAACAGGGCAGCCCCAGAGGGGAAGAAGACACUAAGGAAGGGCAGUGUGAUAAUUACAGGGGCAUCCUCAGGUCUGGGGCUGGCGACCGCCAAGGCCCUGGCUGAAAGCGGGAAAUGGCAUGUCGUUAUGGCAUGCAGGGACUUCCUCAAGGCCGAAAAGGCUGCCCGCUCGGUGGGUAUGUCCAGGGAAAACUACACGGUCAUGCACCUGGACCUUGCCUCUCUCGACAGUGUGAGGCAGUUUGUCGACAAUUUCAAGAGGUCUGGGAGGCCGCUUGAUGUGCUGGUCUGCAAUGCGGCUGUCUACCUGCCCACCGCAAAGGAACCCACUUUUACUGCAGAAGGCUUCGAGCUGAGCGUGGGGACCAACCAUCUGGGCCACUUCCUCCUCUCCCGCAUCCUUCUCGAAGACAUGCAGAAAUCUGACUACCCUGCGAAACGCCUCAUAAUUGUCGGCUCCAUCACAGGUAACACCAACACCUUAGCCGGCAAUGUGCCCCCAAAAGCAUACUUGGGGGACCUGCGGGGACUAUCUGCGGGUCUGAAUGGCACUAACACCUCGCCUAUGAUUGAUGGUGGAGACUUUGACGGUGCCAAAGCUUAUAAAGACAGCAAGGUGUGCAACAUGCUAACGAUGCAGGAGUUCCACCGUCGCUACCAUGAGGAAACAGGCAUCACCUUCAAUUCCCUCUACCCUGGCUGCAUCGCCACCACCGGCCUCUUCAGGGAGCACAUCCCUCUUUUCAGGCUUCUUUUCCCCCCCUUCCAGAAGUACAUAACCAAGGGCUAUGUCUCUGAGGAAGAGGCAGGCAAGAGACUGGCACAAGUGGUGAGCGAUCCAAGUCUGAGCAAAUCUGGGGUGUAUUGGAGCUGGAACAAAGAUUCCGCCUCCUUCGAGAACCAGCUUUCCCAGGAGGCCAGUGAUGUCGAGAAGGCUCGCAAGGUCUGGGAGCUCAGUGAGAAGUUGGUUGGCCUUGCUUAGCUUGAAUCAAUCACCAUUGUUCUUUUCUUGGGUUUAAGAUAUUUUCGUCAGAAAUCUUAAGCCCCUAGGGGUUUCCCAAACCUCACACAGCAGCUUUGAGCUGCUGCUUGUAGUAAGAUGCGUCUUUGGAAUUUUGUAAUACCAAACAGUAAUAACUGAUCCCGCGCACUCCCAUGCACAGUGGCUAAUCAAAUGUUUCAUUACAACAGUUAUGGAAUGUCAGUUACAUUUUGUUGUCGUCUUUGA